Hemicordylus capensis (graceful crag lizard) is the source of this 3386-nucleotide messenger RNA. RefSeq names its product thymocyte expressed, positive selection associated 1 (gene TESPA1). The record is from RefSeq and is a predicted model, not a curated record. Bases 277 to 1668 code for a protein of 463 amino acids. Lineage: Eukaryota; Metazoa; Chordata; Lepidosauria; Squamata; Cordylidae. Gene Ontology annotation, molecular function: signaling receptor binding. The transcript has 9 exons.
UGAGUAGUGGAGUGCCAUGUUGGGCAGCCAGGAUGAAUUGGCACCACUUCAGAGAAGGACGCAGCACAAGCUCUGCAUGGGGACCUUCCUGGCAGUCUGAACAUGUUUCUUCCUAGGCCAGGGUGAGCUGUAAGAGCACCCACAGAAUUAAGACAAGGCAACAGCUACCUGUUUUUGGUUGGAGAAGGGCCAGCUCGACUUUGAUGGCAACGUCUGAGAACUGAGGCAAGGGAAGGUGCGGAGGAGGAGGAGGCAUGGGAUGAUUCUUGCUAGGCUAUGGCCAAUUUCACAUCAUGGCUGAGCCAAUCUUCCUGGGAGCGGAGGCAGGCCUGGGCCAAGCAGAGCUGCACACGGCACAGUGUGGUUGUGGAAGAGGAGAUGCCCAACGCCUCACCGGCAGCACCUGAGUUGCAGCCAGCAUACCUGGAGCAGGGAUUCUUGCAAGGGAGCCCAUCCAAUGAGAUUGAGAGCUGGCUGGAGGAAUGCAGUUCUUCUGCAGAACCCUUUUCAGAGGGCAUCUCUGCUCCUACGGCCUGUGGAUCCUUCAGCAACGUAACCAGCUUUGACGAUGACCUUACCCUGGGGGCAGAAGCGACAUUGCUCCUGGACAAAGAGAGAGCUGAGCCCAGGUCCCCAAAAGGUAUAUCGUGCUCAUACCAGCAUCUCAACUUGGAUCACAGCCUGGCUUCCAGUGCCCUCUCAGGUAGCACGAACAAGACCAGCUCAAGUAUUUCAGAGGUGCUGGAGCGCUGUGAGGUUGAUGCAGAGACCAUCCUCUACAACCUGGGCUUCAUUCAAGAGGAAACCAAAGAGGCACCCUGGAUCCCAGCUCGGUUCUUCUCUCUUCCAUCCCAGGCCCGGGGCAUUGAUUACCAGCUCUUCCUGAGAUCCCAAGUAAAACGGCUGGAGAUGGAGGAUCCUUGCCUGAUGUUAGCAAGUCGGUUCAAGCAGGUCCAGACAAUGGCUGUAACAGCGGAUGCUUUGUUUUGCCUCUAUUCCUAUGUGUCAAAGACUCCUGUCCAGAAGAUUUCACCUGCCCACCUCUUCUGGGACUUCCCACACAUCCCGGAUUCCUGGAACAUCCCCUCUGAGCCAGAGGCAUUGUCGCCUCUCCAGCGCCUGCGAAAUGCCAUUUCCAGGAUGUGCUUGUACACCUCGCCCAGAGAAGAAGGGCUCCCAGUGGCUUCCGACAUGCAAUCUCCUAUGAGCCGCCUGGAACGGAUAGUAUGGGAAGUGAUGGGGAAAAUCCGCCAAGACAAAUUGCACCUGGAUGCAGAGAGUGUGCAGCAUAAUGCUCACACAGGGCCCCUUGGAGGGCUCUUCAGCCAGAGAAAAAUGGAAAGCACUUCUUCUGAGACCACCAUUCCAGAAACUGCUUCUGUGACUUCUCCCUGCUUCUGUUGUGAAGCCCCGUCUCAGCCGGGGGAGAGGACAGAACCAAUCUUGCCGGAACUGGAAUCGUGGCUGUCACGCUGCACAGAUGGUGUAAGCAUAGAGUGGCCAGGCCAUCUUGGCUACCCAGAACGAUACUGUUAUGGACAGUAUUCUGCACAGGAAGCUUCAUCUCCAGAUGAAAGCAGUGAAGAAUCAGAAGAAGACUGGCCAACAAGAAAAGGCUCCACUACUGGAGAGGAAGACCGUAUGGACACCUUGACAAAGCUGGUGUAGUGUGUUGGCUAGGAGUCUGAGCAGAUCAGAUGACACCUUGACCGUGAGCUUAGUAGGUGGCCUUAGGCAAGCCGCUAUGUCUCUCAGCCCCCACUUGCAUUAUGAGGAUAGACAAGAGUGUCUUGCUUUACCAGAUUGCUGGAAAGGUUGCUGGGAUAAUGUGUUAACUUGUGAAGCUCUCUGAAUAGUUUUAAAGUGCUAUUUAAAUAAUAUUAUUGGUAUUUGACACAACAACCUAGGGCUGGUGCACAUGAGUGGCAUAACUUUUGAAUGGUAGGGAACUUUCAUAAUGCCUCUUAUAUGAACAUAAAAAGCUGCUUUAUCCUGCAUUUGUUCAUUGAUCUAUUUAGCUCAGUUCUAUCUUCUAUUAUUGGAAAGCCCAGAUCUUCCCAUCAGGCCUGUUUCCUGAGAGCCUUUUAAUUGGCAAUGCCUGGGAUUGAACUAGCACAUGUUCUGCUCCUGAGCUAGGACCCUUCCAGUUUCUGAGCAAGAUCACUGAGGUUCCUGAUGGCUUUUUCCAGGAGCAAAGGCCGACAGCUUGUAACUAAGCAAUUCUGGAUUUCUGUAGAAGACAAAACCUCUAUUCAGACAUUAUGUUGAACAAGUGUACAGAUGUCUGUACACUCAAAUUUAUUUGUUUGAAUGACUGUCCCUGCGUUCAUUUAAAAAGUGUACCCAGAAUGUUGGGGGGCAAUAUGCUAAAUCAUUGGAAAACCGCUUAGAGAGCUUCCAGCUAUAGAGCGGUAUAUAAAUGUAAGUGCUAUUGCUAAGUGAACCUGGGUACAUGUUCCUCAAAUGCAUGGUGCAUUUAGGAACUUGUGAAUACCUAUGUACAGAUCUGUACCUGUGUAGCCUGUACACUUGUAUGAGUGUUCAACAUAUGGCUGAAUAGGGGUAUAGUUUCUAGCAUUUGGUCAUUUUGACUGCUAUUUUAUCUUGUCUAUUUGUUAUUUCAAUUCUGCUAUCACCUUAGGUGUUUUAGCAGAUUGUAUUGUGGUUGACUAUGUUUUAUUAUGGGUUUUGUAUUUUAUUGUGUUUUAUUGUAAGCCGCACUGAGCUACAGUGUGCUGGAGGGGCAGGAUAAAAGUAUUUUAAUCAUCAUCAAUAAUAAUAACAAUUUAGAAACAAAUGUAGAUUCUAUUUUUACAAUAUCUUCAUUUUGUAUAGUGCACGAAUAAGAGUGUUAAUAUGCUACACUACUUUACUUAUUAUUUAUAUAUUGCUUUUCAACAAAAAAAAAGUUAUCAAAGCAGUUUAUACGCAGAGAGAAUAAUAAGAUGGCUUCCUGAUUACAAAGUGCUCACAGCCUAAAAAGAAAAACAAAGUAGAUGCCAGCAACAGCCACUGGAUGGAGGCUCUUCUGGGGUUGCUCAGUUCUGUAAGGAGCCUGCACUGUAGAUAUUUUGCACAAUUUCUCUCUCUGUUUUGAUAAAAUCUUAUUAUUGGGGGGGGGGAGGAGUACACACAAAUCCAAUCCAAUCCAAAAUAAAAUAAUAAAAGCCAGUGUGGUGUAAUGGUUAGAGUGUUGGACUAGGACUGGGGAGACCUGAGUUCAAAUCUCCAUUCAAUCAUGAAACUCAGUGGGUGACCCUGGGCCAGUCACUUAUCUCUCAGCCUAACCUACCUCACAGGGUUGUUGUGAGGAUAAACAUAACCUUGGAGGAAGAAUGAGAUAUACAUGCAAAAAUGAAUAAAAUAAAAACAUCUGUGUAUCAUAA